This is a messenger RNA of Trametes versicolor FP-101664 SS1, 2457 nucleotides long. RefSeq lists its product as uncharacterized. Lineage: Eukaryota; Fungi; Basidiomycota; Agaricomycetes; Polyporales; Polyporaceae. Gene Ontology annotation, biological process: regulation of DNA-templated transcription. The transcript is spliced from 4 exons. Gene Ontology annotation, cellular component: nucleus. The record is from RefSeq and is a predicted model, not a curated record. Bases 1 to 2457 code for a protein of 818 amino acids.
AUGAACGUGGACCACCCCGAACCUUCUUCAUCCUCCCCCACAUCCAACAAACUCAAGCGGAAGUCUAUGGGCGCGCCCCAAACCGAUCACGAGGGCGAAGGAGAUGCUCGUCCGCCUCAUUCUAAGAAGCUCAAGACCGACGCUCGCUCGAAGACGAACGGUGCGGCGGACCCCGCGGGGAAGAGCGGGAAGGGUGGAAAGACUGAGAAGAAGUCUGACGGACAAGAGAACACUGUCAGAUGCCACCAAUGCACGCGGCAGUCCGAACCGGCUGCUGUUAUUGAGUGCACGUACCUGCGGCCUACUGGUCAGCGCUGUGUACUUAAGUACUGCAAAGCAUGCAUGCACAACCGGUACGAGAAGGACAUCGGUACCCUGAAGGCGAGUGGGGCUGCGAAUGCAACAACGGAAGGACGGUCUGGCCACGCGGGAGGACUGGACUACAUCUAUCGAUGCCCUCGUUGCAGCGACAGUUGCAACUGCAGGUUCUGCAGAAAAGCGAAGGGCCUUCCAGCAAUCGGCAAGGCGGCAAAGGCUUCUACUGCUCCUGGGAACGCUCCGGAGAAUGGCGUGGAUCCCGUCGCAGCAUCUUCUGCCAAAGCAUCUGCAGGACCUCCCAAGAAGAAGGUCCGCGCUACCACGAAAACAACUGAAGCUGCGCGCCCCAAGCCUCAUGCGUCUAAACCGAAGCCUCACGUCCUGAUUCCGCCGUCCCCUCACAUUAAGAAGGCCAAGACGGGCGAACAGACAGGCGCAGUUGAGCCACCAAAGCGUCGAGCGGGACGCCCGAAGCGCGAGCCUGUCCCGAAGGCUAUUUCGAAACCGGUGUGGACGCACUUGCCUACGCCUCUGACCCACGACGGCGCGCUGCAGCGCCUCAACAUUCGCGAGUUCCUCCUGCGUUUCGGCCACCUUGCUGACAUUGCUCGGGGACAUCUCGAGGAACUCGAAGAACUGGGCAGCAAUGUAUAUGGCUCGUCUGACGCGGAUGACGAUGACGCCACAUCGCUUGUGGGAUGGAUAUCCGAGCCUGCUCUCAAGGCUAUCCUCGUUGGCUUAUUGGCACUCCUUUCGAAGGAUCCUGAUUCGACGGACGCGUCCGCAUAUACGAAGGCUAUUCAAACCAUUAAGUCCAGCGGUGCAAGUCUGAACAAGAUGUGGGCUGCUCUGGCCUCUCUACGGGAGAAGACCUCGCUCGCUCUUCCCGACCCCCUCCCGCCCGCCGCUAGCACCCAGCGGCACAGCACCCGCAGUGGCCUCCAAGCGCAAGACCCUUCCAGUUCUUGUGUCGUCGUGCUAUCCACCAGCCAGCUCGUGCCCGUCGUGGACGAGCUCCUCGAGCACGCGCUACAGACUAAAGCGGUCCGAGACGACUUCGAGCGCGCUGUGACCCAGGAGAAGGACCUCGUUCGCGCGGCACGCGAGCUCACCGCUGAGGAGAACGCACGCUGGAAGAUCGUCCUGGAUGCCAAGGACAUCAGCGUGGCAGACCGGAAGAUCGCCCGCACCGCGCACAAAGCUGCCCUGACAGAUAUCGAGCACGCACAGAGGGUGGCUGCCACGGAGUGUGUCCCUCGCUUUGGUCCCCUCGGAAGGGACGCGGAAGGGCGCGUAUACUACACUCUCACCCCAGGUGUAGUCGAGCGCGAGGCCGCGGUCAACCUUCUUGAGGGUGAGAAGGGCGACGUUCGGUUUGGCAGACGGCGCGGAGUCGCGGACGAGGCGCAGAGGAAGCGCAUGCGACACUGGUCAUGGCUGCUCGCCGUGUAUGGCCGCAAGCCAGAAGGCGCGGCGGUUGCCAAGCGCGUCCGUGAUGAGGACGACGAGGGAGGAGAUGACAACGCAACGGACGGGGACGAGGACGCGGAGGGGUGGUGGGCGUUCUGGGAGCCGGAGGAAGUUGCGAAGCUCUCGGAAUGGCUCGCGAUGAAGCACGGCAUUGACCUGGAGGCCAAGCGGGCGUCGAAGGAGCCUGAGGACGCCGUCGCCGCCGUGCCUCCCGCGGCCACCGAGGGCGAAGGCGCAGGAGCCAGCGCGCCGGACGCGGUCGAAGCGAAGCGUCGCGCUCGGGCCUCGGCCGCGAGCUCCGUCGAAGACGCGAGCUUCGCUGGGCCCUCGCGUAGGGGCGUGCGUACCUUCGCGUCGCUGAACAACGACUCCGAGGACGAAGACGGGGGCGUGGGUGUGGGAGGCGGGGCCAAUAGCACCGACGACGAGGACGCCGACAUCCAGAUGCAUGAUGCCAUGUAUGGGGUGCCCGCGCCGACGAAGCGGGACCUACGGGUAUUGGCUAAAGGCCUCAAGGAGUACGCCGAUCUGCUCGACUGGCGGAUUAGGCGUGCCUCGAAGGAGUCGAAGGAGGUCAAGGACGGAGCGGAGAAAGCCGACAAGGCGGACAAGGGGAAGGCCGUACAGAGGACCGACGCAAUUCCGACGCAGUCAUUUUACGGCAAGUAG